Phalaenopsis equestris is the source of this 827-nucleotide messenger RNA. RefSeq names its product kidney mitochondrial carrier protein 1-like. NCBI's taxonomy places the organism in Eukaryota, Viridiplantae, Streptophyta, Magnoliopsida, Asparagales, Orchidaceae. The record is from RefSeq and is a predicted model, not a curated record. Gene Ontology annotation, cellular component: mitochondrial inner membrane. The transcript has 2 exons. Gene Ontology annotation, molecular function: S-adenosyl-L-methionine transmembrane transporter activity. The coding region runs from base 183 to 452 and encodes 89 amino acids.
UCUGUGUUGUUCUUCAUUUCAGAAAAGUAAAGUGGAGGACUAGUUCACUAAUCUCCACCAAAAUUGACCUUUGAUUUCUCUCAUUUUCUCGCCUUACCUUUCCCCAAAAUAACUAAAACAGUUUAACUUUUGUUUGCUCAUAAUCAUUUUAGAUUCAGUGAAUCUAAUGACCUUUUUAUUUUAUGCAGCCUCCUGGAUCUAUUGGAAAAUAUCAUGGUGUUUUUCAUGCGCUUCAAGAAAUUGCCAGACAAGAAGGCUUGCAGGGUCUAUACAGGGGCUUAACUCCAAGGUUAGCUAUGUAUGUCUCUCAAGGAGCAAUUUUCUUCGCUUCAUAUGAGUUUCUCAAAGCUGUUUUUCUUUUGGAGAGUCCUGAAGACGCAACUAAAAUGAAGGAAAAUGAGAUAUGUUUAGAUGAUCAGGCAGCAGCAGGACUACAGAAAUUACCGGCGUAGCUGAACAUCACACUUCAACUAAACUUCUUAUCCAGUUUUGUUGCAUUAGGAGAGAUGGAAUGGCUUCAAAUCAAUAGCAGCAUAUUGCCAAAAGCAGCUUGUUUUGAUUUCUUCCUUCAAUGUAAUGAAUAAUAGCUCCAAUUUUUCUGAGCUCCUUACAAGGAAUAAUGUUACGUGCGGAGUUAAGAUGUAGAAUUACAUCCGGACACUGCAAAAAUUAGAACGCUGUACUCGUUAUUUUUUGUGCUGUGUUCGGAUGUAGAAUUACAUCCGGAGACUGCAAGCUGAAUAUUUAUAUUAUUCAUGGUUAAAUGAAAAUGUAGAUGAAUACUUUAUAAUACAAAUUAUAUAUAAUUACAAAAUAAAUCCAAGAAA